Messenger RNA from Symbiodinium sp. CCMP2592, 2424 nucleotides. The record is from the annotation of a GenBank genome assembly. Lineage: Eukaryota; Dinophyceae; Suessiales; Symbiodiniaceae.
AUGGUGCACGUUAAAAUCGCAUACCAUGGGGCUCUUGAGCCGUCUGAGAAGGCGAACCGACUUGCAGGCGUGAAUGUGGAGCUACGGCCUGGCUGGAGUGUACGAGACCUUUGCGAUGAAAUUGCGAGUCUCGCUGCGAGGCACGGCAUCGGCCUGCGAGUGGGCGCUUUGGUGAAUCCGGCCAGAGGGCGAGCAGCGCCUCCCCACGAGGAGGCAGCUUCACACUUCGCGGACGGCGAUGUGGCCUCAGUGCUGGGCGAUCUCGCGCCGGAGCCCUAUCCGGAGCGGCCCCCGCGGCCUCCACGAUCCGCCGACUCGCCGGUACCGGUGACCAUCUUCACUGGCUUCCUGGGCGCGGGGAAGACGACGGUCCUGAAUCAUCUUCUGGCCGGGCAGAGAGACAAGAAGUUCGCCGUCAUUGAGAACGAGUUUGGCGCCGUCCCUAUCGACAACGAGCUCUUGGCCAACUCCGCCAUGGGCUUAGCGGAGCAGGUGGUUGUCAUGGAGAAUGGCUGCAUGUGCUGCACCGUGCGAGGAGAUCUUCUCGGUGCUUUUGACGCCAUCCGUCGGCAGAUGAAGUCGGGCAGCCCGCUGGAUGCGGUGCUCGUCGAGACGACUGGAAUGGCAGACCCGGUCCCAAUCGUCAGGACCCUACGGCAGACGCCGGAAAUUGCAAGGUACUUCCAACUGGACGGGACCAUCACUCUGGUAGACUCCAAAACCAUCCUGGACCGACUGGCGGAGUGCUCCGCCGACGAGGAGGCUCAGGAGCGGCAUUCCCAGAUCUCUUUCGCGGACAAGAUCCUUCUGAACAAGCUUGACCUUGUCACUGACCAAGAGGUGGCUGAGGUCUGGAGCCGAAUACGCUCGUACAACGAGACGGCGCCCAUCGUCCCCUCCGUGAAGGGCGUGGUACCGGCGCGCGAGUUGACGGACAUCGGCGCAUACGACAUGGGUAAGAUCGUGGAGGAAGAGGAGGAACAGGCCGAAGGCCACGGCCAUUCGGAAGGUCAUGGGCAUAGCCAUGGACACAGCCAUGGUCACGGCGAGGAAGCGUGCUACGAGGCCUUUGGCUUGGUGGGUGCCAGGGACCACGGCUCCGGUCAUGGCGCGGGUCAUGGCUCGGGCCAUGGCGGCGGUGAAGAUCACCGGGACGCGCAUCACGGACCGGCACAUGGUCACGGCCACGACAGCUCGCGGCACAAUGCACAGAUAGGCAGCUUUAGCAUUGUCCGGAAGGGAAUGGAGGUGGAGCCUUUGGCCUUCGCACGGUGGGUCCGGAUUAUCGCCACCUUGCCGAAGGAGAAAGGCCGGCUUUACCGCUCUAAAGGCGUUUUGGCAGCCAGCGGCAGGAGCCGCAAGCUCAUUUUCCAUGCCGUGGCAGAUGUGACGGAGAUGUGCGAGGGUCCGGAGUGGCCUGUUGGUGAAGAGAAGGUCACCAAGAUCGUCUUCAUUGGCAAGAGCCUCGCCCGUAGAGAGAUCGAAGAUCGAUUCCUGCAAGUGGUGCAGCCUUUGCAACUUAAUCUUAGGCCAUCCUUUCAAGCGCCGACGUGUUCGCCCAACUUUACGUCCAUGAUGCAGGCCGGAAUUCUGCAGCGAGCACUUCUGUGCCUGUGGACGCCGGACGUACUGCGGGUGUCGCGGGCCUCUGCCCCGUGCUUUGACGGCGUCUUCGCUCCGGAGGCGCAUCGCGCAUUCCAAGCCGCCUGCGCUGAUCUGCCACCGGCGGCACCGAAAGGUCUGCACAGCAUGGAAGGCCAACUGUGGCUUCAUGGACUACUGCCGAUGCGCAGUGUGCGGCAGUAUGCGACAGCCUGGAAGAAAGCCAACCUUGUGCUCGCCAUGCCCUCCAGUGUCGAGCACCUCUUCGGAAAGCCCAUGUGCUUCGACUCAGCCGAUGAUGUUGAGGCCGCAGGCGUCAUGUGGCUGGAGCUGUCCGAGCUGGACGGCACCGGCUGCGUCAACUACGUUACGGAUUUCGAAUGGAGGCCAGAGACGAUGAAGUCCUUCUUCGACGUUCCUGGGAGUUCAACAAACUCAGGCCUCGUAAAGUUCACAGUCGAGGACCCCAGUGGCGACAUGGAACUUGACGAUGAUUUGAAGUUCCGGGUCAACUUGAUCCCGGAAGACGGCGGCUCCGAGGCAGGGGCCCUGAAGGUCAUGCACAGGCUGUCUCUCUCGCUUGUGGGCGGAAAGAGCUCGGAAAAGAUUUACCAGAUUUUCUUCCACACGGUGGAUCCUACCUACCAGGUUCACAUCAACGUGCCAGACCAUCGCCAGCCGAUUUUCCCUACCAACGAGGUUUUCCAUCAGUGGCACCCACUGAUGGAUGGCCUCCGCCGGCGGCCGCGCCUUAGGUUUCUCAUCCGGCUGAAGCCCAUGGAUAGUGGUCCGCUGGAUUCUAUGUGCGGCUGCUGCGGCUGA